This is a messenger RNA of Myxocyprinus asiaticus (Chinese sucker), 5668 nucleotides long. Its product is annotated as plasmanylethanolamine desaturase-like. The record is from RefSeq and is a predicted model, not a curated record. NCBI's taxonomy places the organism in Eukaryota, Metazoa, Chordata, Actinopteri, Cypriniformes, Catostomidae. Bases 753 to 1580 code for a protein of 275 amino acids. Gene Ontology annotation, molecular function: oxidoreductase activity. The transcript has 6 exons.
AGCAUGCAGCUUUAUCUAAUAAACGAAAAGAGGAGACAAUAACCCUGGACUAUCCUGCCAAGUGCAUUGACCAAGGACACAAUGAUGAUAAUAGUUUUAUGGCUUGCAGGUAUCGAACCAGCAACCUUCCGAUUAUUAUCUGGGCCAAGCUUCAAGUAAAGAGAACCCAUAGUGGCAAUACCCUUAUAAAUAUAACCACACACUUUCCAGUUUAAUCCUGUCUAAACCUACUUUAACACUCACAUAUUUCUACUUCAAUGUAACAUUGCUCUACUACCACAACUCUGUAUUUAUUUACUGAUGCUAAGCGUGACUUUUAAAUACCUGCUAUUUUUACUGCACGGUGGUUUCUGGUGGCUUCUGUGUUUCACCUCCACUCUUUAGGCUUUUUAAGUAACUUUAAACAUGCCACGAUGAAAAUGUAGACAAUAUUUAGGCCAUCUAUGUCAUCAAAAUGGUAUUUGUGAGAUAUAAAGAGAGAACUGUAAACAAUAAAAAACGAUCGAACCUUCAAUCACAUUUUUACAAUAAAUUAAUUAGAAUUAAACACCACCGUCAGUGUAGCCUGUUUUCUCAUUGGUUGCAUCGGGGUGGGGCCAACAUACCUUCUUUAUAAUUGGUCUAUCAACUUGUUACGAAAAUACAAUCUAACGAGGCGAUUGGUGGAGGGAGGAGACGCGGAACAGGGCGGACCAAGGAGUGGAGUUCAGAUGCGGAAUUAACAUAUCCGCUGCACCCUAACCGGACUAAACAUGGCGAGCACCGAGAGGAAAAACAGGGCUUUGGAAAACUUUCCAACACCAGAAGCAACUGUAUCUGACCAGCCGGGCGCGAGAUGGGGUCCACAGCACGCGGGCGCUCGAGAGCUCGCGGAAUUGUACUCGCCAGGAAAAAGAUGUCAGGAAUGGAUCAGUGUGAUACUUUGCUUUACCCUCAUGGCCUUCAACUUCUGUUACCUGGUAACAUACUUCCACCUGGGACACUCCUGGUACAUCCUCUUUAGCAUAGUGGCAGGAAUCCUGACUGCAGACUUUGCCUCUGGUUUGGUCCACUGGGGUGCUGACACAUGGGGAUCAGUGGAUCUGCCCAUCUUUGGGAAGGCCUUCAUUCGACCAUUUCGAGAGCACCACAUCGAUCCAACAGCUAUAACGCGCCAUGAUUUCAUAGAGACAAAUGGUGAUAAUUGUAUGUUAACCAUCAUCCCUCUGGCUAACAUGGCAGCAAACUUCAUGAUGCUCUCACCAGCGGAGAUCUAUCGGAACUACCCCUGGUACUGUUACGUCUUUGCUUUAGCCAUUUUUGUUACAUUGACCAAUCAAAUCCACAAAUGGUCGCACACAUAUUUUGGGCUCCCAAUCUGGGUGACGUUUCUUCAGGACUGUCACAUCAUAUUACCACGGAAACACCACAGAGUUCACCAUGUUUCACCUCAUGAAACCUACUUCUGCAUUACCACAGGCUGGUUGAACUAUCCUCUAGAGAAAUUGGGAUUCUGGAGGAACUUAGAAGAUCUGAUCCAGAGCGUGACAGGAGAGAAACCCAGAUCAGAUGACCUUAGAUGGGCCCAGAAAACCAAGUAAUCUUCCUCUGCCAUUGACCCACUUCCCCUACCUCAGAGCUGAUAAUAAGAGAACAAUCUUUUUUUUUUUCUCUGUCUAUUUGUCCUCCCUCAGACAGAACAAGUGUAAUGGAAAGAUAUCAAAGCCCAACUUUGAAAGCCAUCUGCUCUUAGAAACGGAAUUGACAAAGCGAUUGAAAGCAAUAUUUCACCCUGCUCACACUCUUCUUCAUCCUUUCUGGGUGCAAAGCAUCCAGAUCCUUUUUGAAAACUUGAGACUUCUGUGUAUUGUUUAAAACUCCUUUAAGUGCAAAAAACAAAUGAAAAUUCAAAAGGUCAAUACUUGAACAAUGUGGGCUCUUUUCUGGACAUUUUCUCCUCAUCUUUCUCCUGCUCUCAAAACUUUGCUGACUAGCUGGCCUCUGCACUCUUGUGUUUAGCCUUUGGGACUGAUCUUUCUUGCUCUCAUCCUCCUCUUGUUUGGAGUUAAAGUGCAGUAAACUAAAGGCAUUUCAGCUCUUUGCCACAGAGGGCUGAAAACCUGUGUCUUCAUCAGUUGCUUGUGUCCAACUGGACAGCUGCAUGAUAUGCAGUCUUACUUCAAUACGCCUUAAAAGAUGAAUCACAGUUUGCUUCGCCUCAUUACAAUUAAACAUAUCUUUUCAUUAUUAAUCAUUUUCUUUUGAAGCACAUUUGCAAAUUCAGAGGUGCUGUAAGCAGUCAGCUCUUUACCAAGAUGCAUUGUUAGAAGUAUUACCAGGUAGGUCAAUAUUUAAGCCAUUAGUGUUUCGGUGUGAAUAAGCCAUGAGAGCAAUGUUAAUGUUCAUGCUGCUUGACAGUGACAUGUAAAUAACGAAACCUAAUGAUAUGCAGAAAAGGCCUCUGCGAUAUCAUAUGUAUACAUUUUGUAUUAACUUCACCUUAGGAAAGGUGGAUGCGAGCAUGACUAGCUGACUGACACUAAAUAAAACUUUCACUCUACAGCUGGGUUUUAGGUUUGCAUACAUUGUUACAUAACAGAUGCCCUGUGUAGUUAGUUCGAGGAAAGACAUUUAACUUUCAGUUGAACACUAGCAUGUUAAAGGGAUAGUUCACCCCAAAAUGAAAAUUCUAUAUUGAUUAUAUAAAAAUUUAAAUUCUAGAAUCAGUCACCAUUCACUUUCAUUUUAUGCAAAAAAUUAUGCAAUGAAAGUGAGUGAUUACUGUUGCUAACAUUCUGCCUAACCUUUCCUUUUAUUCACAUAAGAAAGAAAUUCAUACAGGUUUAGAACAACAUAAGGGUGAGUAAAUGAUGACAGAAUUUGCAUUUUUGCGUGCAAUAUCCAUUUAAAUCACAGCUCCUAGAUCUUAUUUAAUAAUAGUUUGAAAUGUUAGAGGCAGUUAUUGCAUGACAGGCAGUUAUUGAAAAAGACAGACCUUACACCUACUAACUGCUUAUAAUAAAUUAAAUGAUACACAUUUUUCAUUAUAAAGCUGCAAUGACAAUGGACUAGCAAAAGGCUGUUUUACUUGAUUAAAUCAUAUUUUUCAAUUAUAAGAAAUGAGUCUUUCGCUUAUGGAAAAAAUAUAUUUGCUUUAAGUAUGAGUGUCGCUAUUCAAGUAAUGUAGAUUAGUAUUCAUCUUGUAUGUGGUUACCAUUGUAACACAAUCCUCUUAUAAAGAGUGAGGAAGAAAUGAGUGAGGCUCUGCACUUCGAGAACAUGGUUGUGCCAUUUUUUAUUUAUUUAUAUUUUUUAGAUUUUUUAAUUGGUUACUUUGUUUCUUACAGAAUGUUAUAUGAUUAAAUGUUACACUGUGUUUACACCAAAUGAUUUUAUCAGUGAAACAUUUUCUGAUCGUAUCCCCCAAAGCUGUAAAAAUACAAAAAAACAACUAAAGUUAUAGUUUAUUAGGCUCUCUGCUUGUGUGCAUUUUCAUGCCAAACAUUGAAAACAUUGUUACUGUCUGCAGCAAUGUGGUGAUUUGUUUCAAUAAGUCAAUAUGGUGAUAGGGAAUGUUUAGAUACGUAGGUCAGCUUCUCAGAAGGUUAGAGAAAGUGUUUUAGAGAGCAUAUUCUUUUGUCAGAGUUGAUUAACUGUUGUAACAGCCAGAACUAUUAAAAAAAGAACAUGAGAACAUGAAGUGUUUUGAGCUUAUUCAUAAUGUGUCGUUACAUUUUCUUUUCCUCUUUUCUAAAUUCAGGAGGAUUUCUUCAGUGGAAUAUUAUAGUAUUUUUGACAGUUGACUAACAGCUUCUAUAUUUCUAUGCUAAUAUGAGAUGCCAAAUGUAUUUUUGCUCAGCUAAUAAUAGAUCUGUUGUGGUGUGUUUGGUGAUAAGAAGACUCUCCAGUGGAAAUUUUCUCUGUACAGAGAACUGGAGCUUAAACCAAUUACUUUGAUUUUGCAGACUGUUAAAUUUUUUUCAUAGGGUUCCAUUGGCUUCCAUUUAAUUCUGAUCGAUGCAUUCGUUUUAUUAUGACAUCGUUAUUUUCUCCUACAUUCUACACUUGUGGAGGAUCAUAUACAGUUGUGCUCAAAAGUUUGCAUACCCUUGGAGAAUUGGUAAUAUAUGUACCAUUUUUAAAGAAAACAUGAGUGAGCAGGCAAAACACAUUUCUUUUAUUUCUUAUGGGAUUCAUAUUCAACUGUAGGUUAUAACAGAAUGGAACAAUCAUAAAACAAAACAUGGCAACAAAGAAAAUGAAAUGACCCCUGUUCAAAAGUCUGCAUACCCUUAGUUCUUAAUACUGUGUAUUGCCCCCUUUAGCAUCAAUGACAGCGUGCAGUCUUUUGCAAUAGUUGUCUAUGUGGCCCCAAAUUCUUGCAGGUGGUAUAGCUGCCCAUUCGUCUUGGCAAAAUGCCUCCAGGUCAUGCAAAGUCUUUGGUUGUCAUGCAUGAACUGCACGUUUGAGAUCUCCCCAGAGUGGCUCUGAUAUUAAGGUCAGGAGACUGUGAUGGCCACUACAGAACCUUCACAUUUUUCUGCUGUAUCCACUGGAGGGUCAACUUGGCCUUGUACUUAGGGUCAUUGUCGUGCUGGAAAGUCCAAGAGCGUCCCAUGCGCAGCUUUCAUGCAGAAGAAUGCGAAUUGUCUGCCAGUAUUCAUCUUGCCAUCAAUUUUCACAAGAUUCCCUGUGCCUUUAGAGCUCACACACCCCUAAAACAUCAGUGAGCCACCACCAUGCUUCACAGUGGGGAUGGUAUUCUUUUCACUAUAGGCCUUGUUGACACCUCUCCAAACAUAGUGCUUAUGGUUGUGACCAUAAAGCUCUAUUUUGGUCUCAUUACUCCAAAUUACAUUUUACAAUUUCAGCUGGGGUAUGCAAACAUUUGAGCACAACUGUAUUUCAUAUCUUUACAUAAAUGUGUUGAAAAUGUGAUGCACUGAUAAUGGACUUCACCAGCUUUAACACAUUUCUGAGCUUUCCUAAUCGUUUAAAAUGCUGUAAGGGGUGGAACAACCAUUGUGAUGUGAUGAAGCAGUGAAACAUUGUGUUCUUCAGUUAUGGUCAUAAAUGGUUGCAAAACUCUAGCAUAUGGAUAUAAAGCCCAUAAAAAUUAGGAUUUUGCUUAAGAAAUUUUACUAGAUCUUUGUGCAGUGUGUAAGGGAGACUGAUGUUGUUGUGAUUGUAUUAUUGAAUAUGCAAGUUUAGAGUGCUAAAGUUAAUUUCUCUGAGACUCCUUCCUUUUCAUGCACAGUACAGCAACAUAGAACUGCCCAUGUGGAUGUGAGGAUAUUGAACUAAUCACAUUGUACUUGCUCAAAAAUAUUGUUUUUUCCUUCAAUAACAGAAGAAGCCAAUUCCUUUGAGAGAAUGUGCUGCAGCUGUUAUUGGGUAAUUUGAUUGAUGACCUUUGGCAUUAAAACUUGUUACUGAAUGUUUGUCCUUAUAGAUUUAUUGGUAGAAGCUUUUUAAAAACACUGUCUCAGUUGAUUUUGCAAUUCAUCUCAAAGUCUCACAUUCUGUAAACUCUUAAGUUUUUAUAAGAUGGCUACUUUAAAAAAAAACAAACAAAAAAAGUAAAAUAACACCUUAAUGCCUUUUUUGUUAUCUCCUCUUUUGGAAACUUAUGUCAUAAAUUUCAUAAUUAUUAUGAAAUUAAUAAAGAAUUCACAAGAUUGUGACCUGA